This is a messenger RNA of Scylla paramamosain (green mud crab), 6997 nucleotides long. It is a transcript of the gene Glut1, whose product is annotated as glucose transporter type 1-like. The record is from RefSeq and is a predicted model, not a curated record. Gene Ontology annotation, biological process: monosaccharide transmembrane transport. Bases 2028 to 4289 code for a protein of 753 amino acids. The transcript is spliced from 19 exons. Gene Ontology annotation, cellular component: membrane. Gene Ontology annotation, molecular function: hexose transmembrane transporter activity. NCBI's taxonomy places the organism in Eukaryota, Metazoa, Arthropoda, Malacostraca, Decapoda, Portunidae.
AGAGAACAGAACUUGUCAGAACACAGAGAGAGAGAGAGAGAGAGAGAGAGAGAGAGAGAAUAAAGAAACAUAGAGACUGGAUUAAACUUUUUCAAAAUAUAUAGAGAGAGACAGAGAUAUAGAGAAUUAAACUUGUCAAAAUAUAGACAGAAUAAUAAUAAUAAUAAUAAUAAUAAUAAUAAACAGAGGUACAGAAUUAAACUUGUGAAAAUAUAGAGACAAUAAUAAUAAUAAUAAUAAUAAUAAUAAUAAUAAUAAUAAUAAUAAUAAUAAUAACAUAGAGAUGGAGAAUGAAACUUGUCAGAACACGGAGAAUUAAACUUCCGAAAUGGAUUAAAAAAAAAGACAUAAUUAGAAAGAAAAAAAAAACAGGAAUGCGAAGAAAGACAUAAAAGGAAAACUUAAAUAAAAAAGGAGAGACAGAGAGAAUAAAACUAGUGAAAAUAGAGAGAUAGAGAAUAGAACUUGCCAAAAUAUAGAUAAAAAAAAGAGUGUUAGGAAAGUCACAAACGAGAAUUUGAAUACUAAAAUAAAAAGAAAGAAAAAAAGAAAGGAAAAAACAGAAAGAAUAAAACUAACUGGAACAAUGAGAGAUAGAGAAUAAAUCAUAUCAAAAUGUAGAGAGAGAGAGAGAGAGAGAGAGAGAGAGAGAGAGAGAGAGAGAGAGAGAGAGAGAGAGAGAGAGAGAGAGAGAGAGCAGAACUGAGCCUCUUUAUAGUACAGUCCUUUAUAAGUGAAAGUGGGUAGAUAGGGUUGAAUUAAAGGUGUGUUAGUCUUCAGCUGUCCACAGGUAGGUAUAUUACAGGUGACAUUAGAAUACAGGUGUGCUUGGCCAGGUAAAGAAAGGGUUGUGUGUAGAGUUCAGGUGUGGACAGGUGUGUUUGGGUUGUGUAAAGGGUUAUGAUUUGGGCAGGUGAAAAUAGAGGGUUAUCAUUGUACAGGUGUGCUUUGGGCAGGUGUAGGUAGAGAUGUGUUAAUUAAGUGUCUAGGUAUUUUGUACAGGUAAAAACAGAUGAUUUUUGAUUAGGUAAAAGACAAAGGAUGCUAAUUAAGUACAGGUGUGUUCUAUACAGGUAAAGAUUGAAAUGAUAACAGAAUACAUGUGUUGAAUAGAUAAUAUUUAAUGUAAAUAGAGGUAUGUGAAAACUGCAGGUGUGUUAGACCAAAUUAACACCUGUAUUUUGGCUGCAGAUAGGAAAGUGUUGUUUAAAGGUAGGAUAUCAAAUUACAGGUGCACAGGACAGGUGUGUAGGUGUGUUUGAUUGGUGUAGGUGUGGUUGGCAGUGUGUAGGAUAGAAACUGGUCGAAAAUAUCAUCUAUCUCCUUGUCUGCAGGUAGAAAGGGUUGAUUAAAGGUAAGGUAGCAAGUUACAGGUGUUUAGGUACAUAGAUGGACAGGUGUAGGCGUGUUAGACAGGUGUGGAGAUAGAAAUACAUGUCUAGAUUAGUGCAAACCUGUCUUUUUGGUAUGUAGACAGAAGAGUGUUGAUUAAAGUCAGAAUACGCAGGUGUGUAAGUGUUGGACAGAUGUACAGGUGUGCAGAACAGGUGUGCAAGGCUGGUGGCUCAGUACAGGUGUGUUUAACAGGUGUAGAAGCAAAAACUGGUCUAAAUCAUCAAGUUUGCAAGUUGAAGAGGUAGAAUAUCAAGGUACAGGUGUGCAGGACAGGUGUGUACGCUUGUAGGACAGGUGUGUAGGGUUGGUGGAAUAGUACAAACAAAAGGUUGGUUAAAGAGAUAGUAUUCAUGUGUGUAGAUGUACUGGCAGGUGUGUAGGCGAGCAGAACAGGUGUGUAGGCGUGUAGAACAGGUGUGUAGGCGUCUAGAACAGGUGUAUAGCGAUAAUACCAAUAAAAAAAAUAGUUGAAGUGACAUUGUAUGAUAGUGAAGGUGUACUGACAGGUGUGUAGGUGUGCAGGACAGGUGUGUAGGGUUGAAGGCGUAGUACAGGUGUCUUCUGCUAACCUAGUUCUCUUUCCUUCACCGCUGAGCAGACAGUCUUACAGCAGCCUGGACUAUAGCUGUAGCAUGAGAAGGACGGUUGACAGUAUGAGUGAGUGUAGUGCGGGAUGCGAACACGCCCUCCCCCCGAAGCCGUGGCCCGCGCCCCUCAGUAACGCGCCUUUUGGCAGCUUACAGAAGCAGGUGUCGAUAAUGAGCCUCAACCUAACCACCAAGAUUGAUGAGAUCCAGUGUCACCAGCAUGCCGACACCAGCGCUGCCCUCCACGCCAUCAGGUCACAGCUGCAGGACCUAACGAAGAGCCUGGAGAGUUGCCAGAGCGAGGUUGUGGAAGUGAAGCGUGACAUGGUGGCGAUCAAACAUGAAAUAGACACAUUGCAGGCAGCCAAGGAGGAGAUAGAGGAACUGAGAGACGCCGUGGAUCGCCUGGAGGAGCAGACUCGACGAAGGAAGAUACGUCUACUGGAGCAGGCUUCCUCUCUCUCUCCUCCGGGGCUGACGUGCUUCCUGUGCUAUGCCAUCUUCGCGGCAGUGCUGGGGAUGUUCCAGUUUGGCUACAACACUGGGGUCAUCAAUGCACCCCAGUCAGUCAUCGAGAACUUCAUCGGUGACUGCUGGAAGUCUCGCUACCACAGAAACAUUGAGAACAGCAAGCAGGAUCUCAUCUGGUCCAUCGCAGUCUCCAUCUUCGCCAUUGGGGGAAUGAUUGGAGGCUUCUGUGGAGGCUCUGUAGGGAACAAGUUUGGCAGGAAGAAAGGACUGCUGCUCAAUAACCUGCUUGGAGUUGGAGGUGCCUGUCUCAUGGGCUUCUCACAGAUGUCCAACUCCUUUGAAAUGCUCAUCUUAGGUAGACUGGUCAUCGGUAUUAAUUGUGGACUCAACACAUCCCUGGUUCCCAUGUACAUCAGUGAGAUCGCCCCGCUCAACCUGCGAGGAGGCCUGGGUACCGUCAACCAGCUGGCGGUCACCAUUGGCCUCCUGCUCUCUCAAGUCCUUGGCAUAGAGCAGCUCCUCGGCAACAAGAAGGCCUGGCCCAUCCUCCUAGGGCUGGCGGUGGUGCCGGCUGUGAUGCAGAUGGUGCUGCUCCCGGUGUGCCCUGAGUCACCGCGCUACCUCCUCAUGUCACGCCAGAUGGAGGAUGAGGCACGCAGAGCCCUGCGCCGCCUGAGAGCCUCAUCCCACGUGGAGGAGGACAUAGAGGAGAUGCGGGCAGAGGAGGCAGCCAGCCAGACGGAGGCGCACAUGACCAUGCUGCAGUUGGUGCGGAACUCCAACCUGCGCAUGCCCCUCACCAUCGGGGUGGUGAUGCAGCUCUCCCAGCAGCUGUCUGGGAUUAACGCGGUCCUCUACUACUCCACCUCCCUGUUCACCGCGGCGGGCCUGGAGGAGUGGCAGUCCAAGUACGCCACGCUGGGGGUCGGCUCCGUCAUGGUGGUGAUGACGCUGGUGUCCAUCCCCCUCAUGGACCGGGCUGGCAGACGCACCUUGCACCUCUAUGGCCUGGGGGGAAUGUUUAUAUUCUCCAUCUUCAUCACCAUCAGCCUCCUCAUCAAGGAAAUGAUGUCGUGGAUGACAUUCAUUUCCGUGAUCAGCACCCUCUGCUUCGUCAUCUUCUUCUCGGUGGGCCCUGGCAGCAUUCCCUGGAUGAUCACAGCCGAGCUCUUCUCCCAAGGACCCCGCCCUGCCGCCAUGUCCAUCGCGGUGCUCGUCAACUGGCUCUCCAACUUCAUUGUCGGCAUAGGCUUCCCCAAGAUGCAGGAAACCUUUGAGAACUACACCUUCCUGCCGUUCAGUGUGCUGCUGGGGUGUUUCUGGGUCUUUACGUACUACAAGGUGCCGGAGACCAAGAACAAAACCUUCGAGGAAAUAUCGGCUAUCUUCACCAGAGGGGUUGACAGGCGCACCGAGUAUAAUGGCAUUUUCUUCAGUCACCACCAAUGGCCGCAUAGGGAUUACCUUGAGGACCCGAGACUGUAUGGUAACUUCCACGCCGUCACCACCAGUAAUCACUUGAGCACUUUGAAUUGUGUUAAUACUCUCGGAUCCAAACCACUGGAGGCUGAACACGCCGCGCUCAUCCGGGAACUGUCGGGGCGCGCUCACCAACAGUCGCCAUCAGCACGCUCUGACAGGAGCGACGGACCUGGCGGCCUCGGGCGGCGGGACAGUGAGGGCAGCAACUCGUGCGGCGGCAGCAGCCGAGCGGAGAGCGGUGUGAGCAGCUCGCGGGCAUCCAGCCAGGCGUCCAGCCCACCGGACAGCAGCGCCUCCAGCCGCCAGUCAGUCAUCGCCCAGACCAUGCCACACCCCUCCGAGCCGCCCGUAUGACUAGAGGCCACCACGCGGAUGUGAGGACACGCCCAGGGCCCAUGGCCGCCUCAGGGCCGGCGGUCUGAGCCCUCUCCGGCACAUGUGAUGCCGGAGGACCAUCCUCCCGCGUGGCAUUCCCUCAAGCCCCGGGGGCGUGAGCCCUCUUGGUCCCCGGAGCCCCCGCCCUCUCCCGUGCGCGGCCCUCAUGGUGUGGUGCCCGCCAGGCUGCGGGCCAGCCAGGAGACCCUGGAGACCACCAAGGAGUGGCCGCCGCCUCCCCAGGACGUGGAGCUGGGUCAGCUGGCGGCACCCCCGCCACCCCGCGCCUUUAUGCCCGGCACCUGGUCGCCCCGACCCGAGCAUCUACCUCUGACGGCGGCGACGGUGGCGGCCGUCCGCGGCGGCGACCCCCGCAGCCCUGGGGCGCUGGCGGCCGCGUCGGUGGCGGGCAGCCAGGUCAUCUAUGACCACCAGCCGGUGCGUCACGCCGCCGACUGUCCCGCUCAUCGACUGGAGACCAAACCGGACAGCGUCCGCUCCAGCAGUCGGCCUGCCAGCCGGCCCAGCAGCCGACCCGCCAGCCGACAAGGCAGCAGAACCACCAGCCGACCCACCAGCAGGUCUGCUAGCAGAUCUGGGAGCAGAUCGGCCAGCAGGUCUGGACAUAGAUCGGGUUACAGCUCGCCAGGAAGCGACCUGCGCUAGGUGGCGGCGCAGGCGGCGAGCAGCCUUCCCCAACGAGUCACUGCCCUACCCCGUGGUGCAGCGGCGGCUGCUGCCACCAGCCUGUGGGCGGCCGGCCCACCACUCACUCCGUUACGCUUGACUGCUUCUUGUUUGUUGCCUCUAGUCCUAGCUGGAGACGGCGCCUCCCACCACUGCAGCGAACUGUGUAGACAAUCGUGGAGCGGCGGGCGGGGAGGCGCACCCCGCUCCGGUCCGCCUCGCCAUAUGGGCGCGCGGGGCGGGGCGGGGCGCCCCACCCCCGGCCCAGCCUCGAGCCCGGGUCCAGGACGGGAGGUCGGCCGGCAUCAUGGUUUACUAUAAACUAUGCAAUACACACACACGCCUGAGGUGCGCCCGCCCGGCACCACCACCACCACCACCACCACCACACCCACGCCCACGCCCACGCCCACCGUUGGCAGCGCGGCGGCGCCCGCCCGGCGCCCGGAUGUGAUAGUCUAGUGCUGAGAGACUGACCUAUAAUAAGUCUGCUAACAAAAACAAGACACCAAUAUUUCCAAAAAGUGCCACAAUUAUAGUGUUAGUGGACGAGCUCGCUCAAGUAAUGUUUAGGGAGCCUGUGACCUUGUCCUUGCUGCCGGCGGACUGGCGGCCGGCGGCGGUGGCGACGGCGGCGGCGGCGGCGGCGGCGGCGGGCGGAGCGGCGGCCGGCGGGCGGCGGUGAUGCGUCAGUCAGCUGCAGGCGUGAGUGAUCGUGUCUCAGACACAACAUUAACAAGUUAAUUUUAUUGAAAUAUGCAUAAUUUACAUGAUGCUUUACAAAAGAGAAAAAUUGCUUGCUAAGAAAUCUAUAGGUUUUAGAAUUUCUGAUCAAACAGUAAUGUAAAUACUUAUUAGUUAAAAUGUCUUGUUGGACUUGUUGUUUAGUCAAACUAUUGAGGUCUGCAGAGGAACAUGUGAGGGAGGCGGUGGGCGGCAGCCGCGGCCCGCCCCGCCCCGCCCGCCACGCCGCCCCGGCGUGACACCCGUCACCCCACCACUACCCCGCCACCCAGCCACCACACUGCCCCACCACCACCACCACCACACCACGAAACUACACUGCCUUCACCACCACCGCCCCACACACACACACACACACACACACACACACACACACACACACACACACACACACACACACAGAGGUAGAGGGGCCGGGGGUGGGGUAGGGGCGGGGCCGGGGCAGCAGGGCGGGGAGGGGCGGGACGGGGCGGGUCGCGUCGCCGUGGUCCCAGCGUCACUCAAUCCUACAUUUGUAACUAAUGACAUAGGUUUCCGCAUGCACGCGCCGCAUUAGUGCCGGGGAGGGACCAGGGGGGCACCACGACCACCUGGCGUGUGAGAGAUAUAACUCACCUCACCUCGCUUCACCUCGCCGACGCCCCCAGCAGGACGACACUACUCUCCCUCUCCCUCUCUCUCUCGCUUUCUUGCUCUCGCUCUCUAUAUCUCUCUCGCUCUCGCUCUCGUCUUGUCUUUCUCGUUGGUGUUUUCCUCGCUCAAUCUACUACUAUGUUUCUCUCUCUCUCUCUCUCUCUCUCUCUCUCUCAUCUCUCUCUCUCUCCUUCUCUCUAUCUCUCUCUCUCUCUCUCUCUCUCUCACCGCGAGCGUCGGCCAGUGGAUCUCCGUAGUUUCUUUAUUAACCACCUGGGUAGAUAAUACAUAUGCAUUCAUUAUUAUUAUUAUUAUUAUUAUUAUUAUUAUUAUUAUUAUUAUUAUCAUUAUCAUUAUCAUUUAUUUUUUUCCAUUCUUUUUUUUUCUUUUUUUUCUUUCUUUAAAUAGUUUCCCGAAGAAUAAUUCCCCAAAGAGAGGAUUAACUCCUGUGGGUGUGUGGGCGUGUGGCUCCUGAGGGCGGCCGUACGUGCGGGCGUGGAAGAGCAGGCGCGUUAACUAUUGAUAACCUGCCCGCCCACACCCAUUGCUUCGUUAAUUAUGGACUAUCAUUGUUGUUUACUUAAAAUAAUGUGAAAAAAAUGCUAAGAAAAAAAAAAGUUAUG